Messenger RNA from Magnolia sinica, 1760 nucleotides. RefSeq lists its product as uncharacterized. The transcript has 2 exons. The coding region runs from base 44 to 1141 and encodes 365 amino acids. Lineage: Eukaryota; Viridiplantae; Streptophyta; Magnoliopsida; Magnoliales; Magnoliaceae. The record is from RefSeq and is a predicted model, not a curated record.
AAAAGACCCUAUUCCUCUCUCUCUCUCUCUCUCUCUCCAAUCGAUGGCUUCUUCCUCUUCAACCCAAACCAAUCACCAACUCCUCCUUUCCUCCUCAUACACGGCCACACCAGCUCCACCACCCACCCCUUCCAACCAAAACCUCCCUUCCUCCACCGCCUCCGAUGCUCUCUCCCGCCUCCUCCACCACCACCUCCUCCCACCUCCCCUCCUCUCUCUCCCCUCCCGCCUCCGCCCUUCCCCUCCUCUCCCUCGCUUCUCCUUCCACCCCAACCUCACCCAAUCCCUCUCCACCACGUGUCCUCCUCCCUUCUUCCAGCUCACCCACCACCCCAUCCCCUCCCACCUCCCCAAAUCCGCCGACCUCCACUCCCUCUCCCUCUUCCCUCCUUCCCACCAAUCCCCUCCCGACACGUGGCCUCUCGGACACGACGCAGAUGGACGGUCCUUCUGCUUCGACCCCGCCUCCUCAUCCUCUCCCUCCCUCUCCUCCCUCACAGAACUCGCGGAAUCUCUCGAGAAGGUCGGCCUCGAGGUCGUCGAGGCGCUAUCGUGCGCCGUGGGAUUCGAUAACCCGCUGCGGGAGAAGGGAAGGGCUUGCUCAUUGAUGUGGGUGUCGUUACCCAACGGACCCGAAGACGACGAGGAUGGGAGCGCGAAAGCGGGUCUGAAUCCGGGUCGGGUUUAUCCGUACGUAGUCGGGUUGCAGUAUCAGGUUCGGCGGAGGAAGUACUCGCUGCUGGCUGACUCGGGUUGGGUUUCUGUCGAACCGGAAGUCGAUUCGGUACUCGUCACCAUCGGCGACAUUGCGCAAGUUUGGAGCAAUGGGAAGUUGAAGAAGGUGAGAGGGAGACCGGUGGCGAAUUUGGGGAAGGAGGAGAGUGUAGGAUCCUCUUCUUCAUCUUGUGUAUCCAUGUGUUUGCUGGUGACUUUGUCGAUGGACAACAUCAUUUCCCCACUUGUUCCAUUGGCUGCGAUGAUGUUGGAAGAUAGCCAAGGAAAGGAUGGCGAUGGUGAUGGUGAUGGUGAUGGUGACAAGACAAUCAACAAGUUUUGUGCAUUUUCUUUUGAGGAAUAUGCAUGGAGAGUCUACCAUGAGCGUUUUCAUUUCAAAGAUCCACUGGAUAGAUACCGCCUGUGAUGCCAUACUUGGCUUUUGAGUGUUAUAUCUUGAUUAAGGACUGCUACAUUGAUUUGUGCAAGGAGAGAUCAAGGAUGCGAAUCGCAGCACAGAAGCCAACAUUAGACGUGUGCUAGAACCAGGCCAGAACAUUAGGUGGGGCCAACUAGAACAUGCCCAGGUAUGUAAAUCAGGCCAAUACACUCAUGGGUGGGCCACAUUCAUUGAAAGAAAAUCAUCAUCGGCCUAUAUUCAGUGACAUGUAUGGCUUUUCUGAUGAGUGGACCAGCUCUGGACUGGAUCUUCAUGUGUAUGCCAUUUUGGACGUGCUGCAAGCAACACACCCGUUUGAUUGCUCCUAGGGCAAAUCACUUAGGGUCUCUCAUCUUUAUUUUAUGGUGAUUUUAUAGUGUUGGGUGGGAUAUGUUGUAUUUGUUUUGUACACAUUUUGAAGAAGAGAAGGAAACCCCUUGGUGUUUGGCAAACAGAGUUUUCACUUGGGCUAGCUUUCUUGUGAUUAGGUCCCAUCAUUAGGUGAUCUAGGCAGUUUCAUUUGGUGGGGCCUCCAUUAGAUGUGUCAUGUACCGAAAAUCUCCUCUCUUGGACAAUCUCAAUGCUUCAAAGGAUAUUUCUUAACCAA